Messenger RNA from Rhipicephalus microplus (southern cattle tick), 3354 nucleotides. Its product is annotated as cell adhesion molecule Dscam1. The record is from RefSeq and is a predicted model, not a curated record. Gene Ontology annotation, cellular component: synapse. Gene Ontology annotation, biological process: synapse assembly; homophilic cell-cell adhesion. Lineage: Eukaryota; Metazoa; Arthropoda; Arachnida; Ixodida; Ixodidae. Gene Ontology annotation, molecular function: protein binding.
AUGUGCGCUUUGGUGACCGGCGGAAUAACGUCGGGAGUCGAGUUCUCCUGGUUCAAGGAUGGCAAAGUCCUCACACUCGACGACCGCGUCAAGAUCCGAUCGUUCCCCGACAUGUCUACAUUGGUCGUGGAUUCCCUGAGGCAAGAGGAUUCGGGAAAUUACACUUGCAUGGGAAGACUCGAAAACCGGAAAGAUUCCCACACUGCAGAGUUGCGUGUUCUCGGCACUCUGCUCAGUGCUGCACCUGGAUCAAAGCUAGAGUUCCUAAGAACAUCGAAAGCGGAUGCCGGAACAUACAAGUGCACCGCAGACAACGGCCUUCGGGAGCCACUCACUAAAGAAGUCCGUGUCUCUGUAUACGUUCCUCCAAGCUGGGUCGAACAACCAGAAGACACGAUAAGAGUUAUGGAAGGAGCAAAUUUUACCAUUCCUUGCCAAGCAAAGGGAAAGCCGCAGCCUACUGUGGCUGUCAAGAAAGAAGGAUCCCUGCAACUCCAGCCAUUCUCCUUUCCCAGCAACGCUGUCGUUGGAAACACGGUCACUGUGACGUGCACCACGAUCAGCCGCACGGCUAACGUCAACUUCCAGUGGCUAAAAGAUGGCAAAGCGCUUGUGAAGAGCUCCAAAGUGGAGAUAGUGCACCAUCCGCUGUUCAGCACACUCGUCAUUGGGCCGACAACUAAGGAAGACAGUGGGAAUUACACCUGCGUCGGAAACAUCGGUCAAGAAACGCACAGCCACUCACACCGACUCAAUAUCCUAGCCCCUCCCGAAUGGGUCGUGGAGCCAGUGGAUGUGAAGCUGCAUCAAGGUGCAAAUGCUACGGUCCCCUGUGAAGCUACUGGAAAUCCUACUCCAUCUGUCAAAUGGAAGCUCACCAGCAAACAUGGUGGCAACAAGGAGACGACAGCAGCCGGCAAGAACGACCUGAAGAUAUCAAAUGCUUCCAAGUUGGACGCGGGGUCAUACGAGUGCACUGCAGACAACGAAGUCUCAGAGGCAAUCGUUAAAACCAUCGCGAUCUCAAUUUACGGAUUCGGGGAGGCCCUCAGGGUGCAACCUUUCACAUUUCCACAAAACGUCGUGGAAGGUUCGAGAGUCAGCGCGACCUGUUCCCUGAUGAGCAUUUCCGACGGAACCCGCUUCAGAUGGAUGAAGAAUGGCAAACAGAUCAGCGACGACCCGCAAGGACGGGUCAAGACAAGAACGGAAGCCGACUUCUCCAUGAUAACCAUUGGAGCAGUGCGUCAAGAAGACAGCGGAAACUACAGUUGUACGGCGGUGUCUAAGGGAAAGUCUGACACAUACUCGGCCAGCCUUAAUGUCUACGGGCGCAUCAACGUGGUGCCCUUUUACAUACCGGACAAAGUCAUGCUUGGAGAUACGGUGAAAGUUGUGUGCUACACAAACACGGAGCAAACGCCUUUGUCGUUCAAGUGGAUGAAGGACGACAAAUUACUGGCCGCCGAUGAGAACGUCCGCAUAAAGACGCAAGCCGACCUGUCGACGAUGAUUCUGGGCCCUGUAAAACCUGUUCACCGAGGAAACUACACCUGUCAAGUAUUCACGCCAGAAUCUAGCGGAUCGUACACGGCUACACUAGUAGUAUACGGGUCAACGAAGAAGCCUCUUGAUGUAACACGCGACGGAAGCCUUCAGCUUACGAACAUCCGGAAAGAAGACCAAGGAAUUUACUCCUGCCGUGCGAGCAACGAAGUCGGGAAUUCCCUGGAGAAAGCCAUAACGCUGACUGUCACUGUUCCCGCUCGGUUCGAGGAGAAGUUCAAGGUGCAAACUGUUCGUCGCGGAGAAGCGGCGACACUUCAAUGCCAGGCUCUAGGAGAUUCACCGCUGGAGAUCACCUGGUCCCAAGACAAGAAGCGACUCAUAUUCGCUCCAGUGACAAGGUACGAAAAGUUCGAGUCGAACACGGAGAACGGCGUGACCUCGGAGCUAGUGAUUCCGACGACAGACAGGAGCGACGCGGCCCUCUACACCUGCGUCGCCAAAAAUGAGUACGGCAGCGACGAGAGAAACAUCAAGCUGCUCGUCGUCGAGGUCCCGUCUCAACCGCUGGACCUUCGUAUCCUGGAAGUCUGGAGCCGCAAAGUGAACGUCAUCUGGUCGGAGCCGUACAGUGGGAACAGCCCCAUCAACAACUACAUCGUCCACUACUGGAGGGACAAGGACGGCGCUCAUCGCCUCAUGGAGCAGAGCGUGCCGAGCAGCCAGACUUCGGCCAUGAUCAGCGAGCUUCAUCCGGGCGCUUCCUAUUCUCUCACCGUGACCGCCGAGAACGAAGUGGGUCAGGGUCCCCCCUCGGACCCGGUGCGCUUCCUCACCGCCGAAGAAGAGCCCGGUGGAUCACCAACCGACGUCUGGGCCGCCGCCAAGGGACCUACAUCCAUCGCCGUUUCGUGGAAGCCCCCACCACGAGACACCUGGAAUGGCGUGCUGAAGGGCUACUACGUGGGUUACCGGGCGGCCGACUCCAUCCAGCAGCCGUACUCGUUCAAGACGGUCGAGACGGUGGUCAACGGGUCUCAGGAAGUCACGCUCGUGGGUCUCACUAAGUCGUCGCGUUACAGCGUCAUCGUCAAGGCCUUCAACGCCAUCGGAAGCGGACCGCCCUCGGAAGCCCUGCUCGUACGCACGCUGGAUGGUGAUGUGCCACUUCCUCCGGCACUGACCCUGAUUUCCAGCACCGACUCAGCCUUCAAGGUGAAGUGGACUCGCUCGAAGGCCACCGUCGCUCCCGUUACAGGCUACACGCUGCACUACAAGAAGAACGCCGGUCCCUGGCAUCAUAUCCCGGUCGUGGCAUCAGAUGACACCAGCUACACGCUUACUGACCUAGACGGAGGUGCGACGUACAAGGUGUACCUCACUGCCUCCAACCAGUUUGGUCGCGGGUCCGGCAGCGAAGCCAUCAUCAUCAACACCACUAACCACGGACACGACCGUAAUUGGGUAUUCUACAAAGAUCCCUCUCUGCUGGUUCCUGCUGCAUCCUUCCUCAUUGCCGUCCUCGUCGUCAUCACCGUCGUCACCGUUUGCAUCAAGAAGACCAAAGCGCACAAGAACUUUGAGAAAUCGCUGGAAGCGGAGAAGCGCCAGAGCUACGGCGAGGUGACGCAGCAGCAGCAGCGCUACAUCGACGUCACAGAAAAGCGCAACCGCUCCGACUACGCCACCAUCCAGAGCCGGAGGAGCCUCUCCGGUAGCUACAAGAUCGAGGAACUACGCUCGGCGGCACCAAACAGGGGAUACAACACGACGGACGCCAAGGACAGGCGGCGCUCGUCUCUUCGCAAAAGCAGCGCCUCCUCCCACGUUUACGACAGCGCGGCGUGA